UGCAUUGAGUAACAGACAUCCUAAGAGGGGAUAUUCUCCACCUCUAUAAUGAAGAAGAGCAGGAGUGUGAUGACAGUGACGGCCGAUGACAAUGUUAAAGAUUAUUUUGAAUGUAGCUUGAGUAAAUCCUACAGUUCUUCCAGUAACACACUUGGGAUCGACCUCUGGAGAGGGAGAAGGUGUUGCUCAGGAAACUUACAGUUACCACCACUGUCCCAAAGACAGGGUGAAAGGGCAAGGACCCCCGAGGGAGAUGGCAUCUCCAGGCCGACCACGCUACCUUUGACCACGCUUCCAAGCAUUGCUAUUACAACUGUAAGCCAGGAGUGCUUUGAUGUGGAAAAUGGCCCUUCCCCAGGUCGGAGCCCACUGGACCCCCAGGCAAGCUCUUCCUCUGGGCUGGUGCUUCACGCCACCUUUCCCGGGCAUAGCCAGCGCAGAGAGUCCUUUCUCUACAGAUCAGACAGCGACUAUGACCUGUCACCAAAGGCGAUGUCGAGAAAUUCUUCACUUCCAAGCGAGCAACAUGGCGAUGACUUGAUUGUAACUCCUUUUGCCCAGGUACUUGCCAGUUUGCGAAGUGUGAGAAACAACUUCAUGGUACUGACAAACCUUCAUGGAACAUCCAACAAGAGGUCCCCAGCUGCUAGUCAGCCUCCUGUCUCCAGAGUCAACCUGCAAGAAGAACCUUAUCAAAAAUUAGCAAUGGAAACACUGGAGGAAUUGGACUGGUGUUUAGACCAGUUAGAGACCAUACAGACCUACCGUUCUGUCAGCGAGAUGGCUUCUAACAAGUUCAAAAGAAUGCUGAACCGGGAGCUGACACACCUCUCAGAGAUGAGCCGAUCAGGGAACCAGGUGUCGGAAUACAUUUCAAAUACUUUCUUAGACAAGCAGAACGAUGUGGAGAUUCCAUCUCCCACCCAGAAAGACAGGGAGAAAAAGAAAAAGCAGCAGCUCAUGACACAAAUAAGUGGAGUGAAAAAACUGAUGCAUAGUUCAAGCUUGAACAAUACAAGCAUCUCACGCUUUGGAGUCAACACAGAAAAUGAAGAUCACCUGGCCAAGGAACUGGAAGACCUGAACAAAUGGGGCCUUAACAUCUUCAAUGUGGCUGGAUAUUCACACAAUAGGCCCCUAACAUGCAUCAUGUACGCUAUAUUCCAGGAAAGAGACCUCCUAAAGACCUUCAAAAUCUCAUCUGACACAUUUGUAACCUACAUGAUGACUUUAGAAGACCAUUACCACUCGGACGUGGCCUAUCAUAACAGCCUGCAUGCUGCUGACGUAGCCCAGUCAACCCAUGUUCUUCUCUCGACGCCAGCACUAGAUGCUGUCUUCACAGAUUUGGAAAUCCUGGCUGCCAUUUUUGCAGCUGCCAUCCAUGACGUUGAUCAUCCUGGAGUCUCCAAUCAGUUUCUCAUCAACACAAAUUCAGAACUUGCUUUGAUGUAUAAUGAUGAAUCUGUGUUGGAAAACCAUCACCUUGCUGUGGGUUUCAAACUACUGCAAGAAGAACACUGUGACAUCUUCCAGAAUCUCACCAAGAAGCAGCGUCAGACACUCAGGAAAAUGGUUAUUGACAUGGUGUUAGCAACUGAUAUGUCCAAACAUAUGAGCCUGCUUGCAGACCUGAAGACAAUGGUAGAAACAAAGAAAGUUACAAGUUCAGGCGUUCUUCUCCUGGACAACUAUACUGAUCGUAUACAGGUCCUUCGCAACAUGGUACACUGUGCAGACCUGAGCAACCCCACCAAGUCUUUGGAAUUGUAUCGGCAGUGGACAGACCGCAUCAUGGAGGAAUUUUUCCAGCAGGGAGACAAAGAGCGGGAGAGGGGAAUGGAGAUUAGCCCAAUGUGUGAUAAACACACAGCUUCGGUGGAAAAAUCCCAGGUUGGUUUUAUUGACUACAUUGUCCACCCACUGUGGGAGACCUGGGCAGAUCUGGUGCAGCCCGAUGCUCAGGACAUUCUGGAUACAUUAGAAGAUAACAGGAACUGGUAUCAGAGCAUGAUACCCCAGAGUCCCUCCCCACCACUGGAUGAACAGAACAGAGACUGCCAGGGUCUGAUAGAAAAGUUCCAGUUUGAACUGACCCUUGAAGAGGAGGAUUCUGAAGGACCUGAAAAGGAAGGAGAGGGCCACAACUAUUUCAGCAGCACAAAGACCCUUUGUGUGAUCGAUCCAGAAAAUAAGGAUUCCCUGGAAGAGACUGACAUAGACACUGUGACAGAAGACAAGUCCCCGGUCGACACAUAAUCUCCCUCUCCAUGUGGAGAUGAACAUUCCGCCUUGACAAGCAUGCCAGCUGUGUGGUAGGGCCAGCCCACCACGAAGGCUGACUUCUGCACGGGACAAAGGCUACCUGGCCUUUCCAGUUACUUGAGUUUGGAGCCAGAAUGCAAGACCAUGAAGCAAAUAACAGCUCAGGAAAUUCCACGGUUGACUUGCCUUGCUUGCAAGCUUGAUAGAGAGCUGACGCUCUAUGUGGUACUGGAGGCCAGUUUCGAUCACAGCUAAGUGGCUUGAAAACGGAAGACACAAAACUGAGAGAUUUUUCUGCACUAAGUUUCGGGGAUCCUG
Galeopterus variegatus (Sunda flying lemur) is the source of this 2583-nucleotide messenger RNA. RefSeq names its product phosphodiesterase 4B, cAMP-specific (gene PDE4B). NCBI's taxonomy places the organism in Eukaryota, Metazoa, Chordata, Mammalia, Dermoptera, Cynocephalidae. Gene Ontology annotation, molecular function: 3',5'-cyclic-AMP phosphodiesterase activity; transmembrane transporter binding. Gene Ontology annotation, biological process: signal transduction. The coding region runs from base 49 to 2259 and encodes 736 amino acids. The record is from RefSeq and is a predicted model, not a curated record. Gene Ontology annotation, cellular component: cytosol; nucleus; perinuclear region of cytoplasm. The transcript has 16 exons.